Phytophthora nicotianae INRA-310 is the source of this 676-nucleotide messenger RNA. RefSeq lists its product as hypothetical. The transcript has a single exon. Bases 214 to 609 code for a protein of 131 amino acids. The record is from RefSeq and is a predicted model, not a curated record. Gene Ontology annotation, biological process: cortical microtubule organization. NCBI's taxonomy places the organism in Eukaryota, Oomycota, Peronosporomycetes, Peronosporales, Peronosporaceae.
UUUUUUAUAUUUGUCUCGAGAGUGCGAGCUAUUCUCGUGCCAUGUUACAAGGAUUCCUCCAGCGGAUCGACCAGCUAGGAAUCCGGCACGCUAUUUCAGGCUUGUUGGACCUCCUGAUCGCAGUUCUAUUUCUACAAGACUGCUAAGAGCAUUGUAGUCAAUAGCUCACUCCUCAACUUGCCAGUCCUGUCCAUUCUCAGUCGCUUCGAUAUCAUGGCUCGCUCAGGCUACCAGGUUACACAGAACGUCGACAACUUCCUGCGGGACAAGCCCAGCACUCGUCUGCAUGCGCCACCAGGUGGAGGUUCGUCAGUGGGGUCUUUGAUCUACGGCGGUGGUGAUGGCUCAAGUCCGUUCGCUGGUCACGAGCGCCAGUCGAAUCGCCGUAAGGUAGAGAGCCCUGAGCUGUCCAACCCGUACGCGAAGGACACUCGCAGCACUAUCAACCAACCUGCAGCCCAGCAAUCUCAGCCCGCAGCACGUGCAGGAGCUUCCUCGAACCAAUACGCUUGCGGUGCCAACCAGAACUCAGGCAACGUGCUGACCGACCGUCGCAUCACAAGGAUCCACGCCCCUCCCGGUGGCGUGUCUUCGAUUCGCUUUGGUUAGGAUGUUACUAGUAGCUUAGCUUCUUCAUACGUACCCUGCUAUCAAUGAAACGACGACACAUUAGCCA